AUGUUAACAAAGAUAGAUGAAAACAAGGAAGUAAAAAAUCACAGCAAACUGUAUGCUUCCAUAACCCUGGCAGUAUUACCGUCCAGUAUUGUGGAAGUGAAUCAGUCGGUGACAAUACAGUGUACCUUCCCACAAACAGAACUUGCUGCCUACUUCUUCUCUACUAAAAAUUCCUUAGUAGCUUUCUGCUCUCUGGAAACAUUCGAAGGAGUGUGUAAACAGGGAGAUUGUGCUAGGCAAUACAAUACAGCAUGCCCUAACUCUACAAAUUAUAGAGUAGAGUACCCUAUCCCAUUAAGCUGGAAUGGAGAAAGUAUUUCCUGUAGAGGGCUAUUUGCAGGAAACGAAAGAAGUAAUAAUGUAACUUUCAGUGUUAUCGUGCCAGUAACGUCAGUGACUUUGACUCCUACCCAGGUGACGAUUGAUGCCGGUAAAAAUAUAGCUUUUACCUGUCAGACAGAUUACUGCAACCCAGCAGCAAACAUCACGUGGUACAAGUCAUCAAUACAACGUAUUGACGUCACCAGUCAGGCCACAUAUUCCACGGUCACUGACAGUAAUGGCCUAGUGAGAACGACUUCAUUUCUACAGUAUACAGGUGUGGCUGGCGACAAUGGUCAACAGGUGUACUGUAAAGCCAUGAACAAGAGAGAUCAAAGUGUCACAUCAAUACGACAUACGCUGAAUAUCAGGUUUAUCGCGGAAGUACGCAUCUUUCCAUCUCGUGUUUUAAACUUAGUUGUUGGACAACGACAGAUAUUCCUACAUUGUUUUGUGGAAAAUGCAAAUCCGGAAGAAAACAUACAGUACAGAUGGAUAAGAUCAGAUGGUCCUAAUUCUUCUAUUGUCUCGGAAUCUCAAACAUACGUUAUAAAGACUGUCAGUUUUGACGAUAGUGGUAGAUAUAUCUGUACAGCAAGGAAUUCUGCUGGAAACUCUAGUGGCAUUAUUGACGUUAGUGUGCAAUUUACUCCUCUGGCACCCAAAAUUGAAUAUGUUGUAUGUAAAUCCACAUUUGCCACCGUUAUUUGGACGACUCCUUAUACAGCCUAUAACGAUGUCAAACUACAAGAAAUACUUCAGUACAGCGAACUAAACAAAACAUUUGUAAAUGUAACUAAUGAGCAACAGAAUAGCAAUGAGGCCAGCAUUUAUAACCAGAAAGUGACCACGCUGAAGCCUAGAACAAAUUAUACAUUUAGAGUGUUGACUUCAAACCAGUAUGGUGUUACUCUUUCUAACACUAUGUCAUGUGUUACAGACCAAGAAAGAUUGGAAGAAAGUUAUCAAGGUUGUGACAAGGGGGAGAUAAUCGGUGGAAUAGUCGGCGGAUUUGCACUUUUCCUUAUUUCAGCAAUGUGUGUCGUUAUUUUGUACAAGCUCAGAAAAAGAAAGAGUACAAAAGCAUCUACUCCUACAGAUAAGAGGUAA
Molecule: messenger RNA, 1431 nt
Organism: Saccostrea echinata
Lineage: Eukaryota; Metazoa; Mollusca; Bivalvia; Ostreida; Ostreidae
Product: neuroglian-like
Exons: 8
Coding region: 1-1431 (476 amino acids)
Biological process (GO): homophilic cell-cell adhesion; heterophilic cell-cell adhesion
Cellular component (GO): adherens junction
Molecular function (GO): protein binding
Source: RefSeq, a predicted model, not a curated record